This is a messenger RNA of Dacryopinax primogenitus, 2148 nucleotides long. RefSeq lists its product as uncharacterized. Gene Ontology annotation, biological process: protein phosphorylation. Gene Ontology annotation, molecular function: protein kinase activity; ATP binding. The record is from RefSeq and is a predicted model, not a curated record. NCBI's taxonomy places the organism in Eukaryota, Fungi, Basidiomycota, Dacrymycetes, Dacrymycetales, Dacrymycetaceae. Bases 1 to 2148 code for a protein of 715 amino acids. The transcript is spliced from 7 exons.
AUGUUCGAGUCCAUCCGUCUCCUGCUCAUCCCGAACGAACGUAUGGAGUCGACCUUACCCUUGCCCGAAUGCGUAGCUGCAUUGGUAGAGCAGCUGUCGGAUAGUCAUCCAUUUCUCAGAGGUAAGGAAUGGGACCUUCCACGCUUACUAGUUACGGAAGGUGGGACAUCGAUUGUGGGCAGGGAAGUUUUUGAAGCUUAUGUCGCUCUACACGCGGUGGUCGUCCAGACCUGUGAGAGGUGGCCAGGAAGCUCAGAGGGGCGACCUCUGCUCCGGCCGAAAAAUACCAACUCCACCCUGAAGGACUCAACCAGACCUGAUGGAGGGAAUCCGAAGGACGGGGACAGGUCUCUCAUGAUCGACUGGGACGGGGAGCGGUACGUGUGGGUCGACCUGUUUUCGGCGUACGACAAGAAUGCGAAUGUGAAGGAUCUGGGUGGGCUCAUGGGUAUCAAGAACACCAAGCAAAUCAUCUGGGACCUGCAACAUAUGUUGUGGGAGAAUGUCAAUCGUCGGUUCGCGGUCGGUAUGACCAUUGAGCAAACAGAAGCGCGUCUGUGGGUAGCGACUCGCUCCGCGAUGCUCGUCAGCAUGGGGUUUGACACGCAGAUGGAACGCAAACGCCUAUUCCGGACAUUUGCCUUCUUCGCGUUCGCGGAUCAAACCGCACUCGGUCUGGACCCAACAAUGAGAAUGCCGAAAGGCGCAGACUUCUUCCUCGUCAACAUUGACGGGAAGCGGUAUCAAGUUCGGAAAAGGCCAAUCGCGGAUCACCGAGCGCGCGCGCUGCACGGGAAGGGUGGCGAUCAAAGAGGUUUGGCGAUCUACGAUCGGGCGAUGAAGGCGAUCAAGGAGAUCGAGAAGAGCAGACCCGAAAAAUUGAAGCUGCGCCCUGGCGAGAACGCUGAGAACUACUUCGUCAACAUCAGCGGUGAUGAAGAAGUGAUGGUCAAUGGAGUCCGUGAUGAUACAGCAGGGAUCAUGGGUGGUAAACAGUUUCCGAAAGGAACAGUUUGGAUCAAGACGGCACGUGGGGCGCAGACGGGAACGGACGACACGACCGGAACGUUAAGUCCCAUUGUGCAAAAUUCCGACGGGGGUGAAGGCAGGAAGGAAAUGUCGUUGAAAGGGAAGAGCAGGGAAGUACCAGUCAGUCAGCACAUCCCAACACAUCAAGUCACCCUAACGGGACGUACCGCGUCAGCUGCCACAAAGGCACCGAACCCGUACAAUCUGCGCCAAAUCCACCACCGUGUCCAUUAUCGAACAGUGAUGGACAACAUUGGAGAACCGUUGCACCACAUCGCGAGGUUAGAUAUCGCAUUCAAAGCGCUGGCUGAUGUCGUCCAGGCAUGCAAAAUGAUGUGCAUUGCCGGCUUCAACCAUCGUGAUCUAUCUGCAGGCAAUAUCAUCGUUGAUGCAAAGGAGGAACGAGGGCGGCUCAGUGAUCUGGAAUUUGCGAAGAUUCAUACGAGUGACGGAGCUGGGCACCAUGUGCGGACUGGGACUCCCGAUUUUAUGGCGGUGGAGGUGCUCCGUGGCUUUUAUAUGUUCGACCCCAAUGAACCCGAGGAUGGGGACAAGGACUUUCCAUUGCGCCAUAACGCUGGUCAUGAUCUCGAGUCAAUCUUUUGGAUCGCUAUCUUCAUGUUGUACAACUCGGAGGUGGACGACGAGGACCCCGGGAAGCACGCCAUGGAGCAAAGGAAGAGACGAGAUGAAAUCUUCUCUAAAUACCGAAGGGUGGCCUUCGGUGCAGGCAACCAGCUCUGCUACAAAAUGGCUGAACAUUUCGAUGGUCCUGGUCGCAGAUCAAUCAUGUAUUUGUUGGAUAUGCAAAAUUCGCUGAUAGACGCGUACCAGACAUUUGAAGCAGCUCUGAGCGACACGGAUCGCGGGAAGGAACGCAACACAGAGUUUCUUGAGGUACACGACGAGUUUGGGAAACCAUUGAUAGAAAUGAGCAAACUUUUCAAGGGGAAGAAGUGCGAAAGAGUGGACGAUAUUCUCCGGGCGAACCAACGCAAACUAAAGCCGACGGAAUUGAACCACGAGGGUCCAUUAGGACCCUUUUCCUCGCGUGCCCAAAAUCCAGCAGAGGGGUAUGCUGCAGCCAAUGUUGCACCACUCAUGCAGGAUGUUGGGUGA